Molecule: messenger RNA, 2081 nt
Organism: Asterias rubens (European starfish)
Lineage: Eukaryota; Metazoa; Echinodermata; Asteroidea; Forcipulatida; Asteriidae
Product: malonate--CoA ligase ACSF3, mitochondrial-like
Exons: 6
Coding region: 97-1977 (626 amino acids)
Biological process (GO): fatty acid metabolic process
Molecular function (GO): medium-chain fatty acid-CoA ligase activity
Source: RefSeq, a predicted model, not a curated record
UUCUUUAUGCUGUCAAGCUGGGUGUGUAUGUUUGUCCCUAGCAGACCACCGUAUUAAAAAAGAGCAAGACUUUUAUGUUUUAGCAGGAAUGGCAUCAUGGGCCUCUAUCAUCUCCCUCGCUGCUUACGCUACAUUUCAACAAAGUCAACUUUCUUCCACAACUGCUAUUAUCAGACAGGGCGAGUGGGACUGGAUUCCCUUCCCGUAACUCAACAAAGAUACUUCAUCAACUCCUUCAAACGAUGCGCCUCAUCAAGCAUCAUCAAACCCCUCUUUCUAAAUGUCUUGAAGGGCGGCUACGAUGACAGGACAGCAAUCGUAGACAAUCUGGGGUCCCACACAUAUGGUGACCUGGUUCGUUUUAGCACAGCGCUUGCCCAGCUGAUCCUUGCAGUCACCCCUCGAGAUCCAGCUCUUCGGAAGAGGGGAUCGGGGGUCAUCCUAAACGGAGAGCGUGUAGCCAUUCUUUGCCCAAACAAUAUCACCUUCGUACUCUCUCAGUUUGCGGCAUGGAUGAGUGGAUGCACUGCCGUGCCUCUCUGCAAAGUCCAUCCCUUAUCGGAGUUGGACUAUGUUGUCCGAGACUCACAGAGCUCGGUUCUCAUCGCCACACGCGAGUUUGCCGACAAGGCUUACUCCCUAGCUGAGACCAAUAACCUCAAACUGUUGAUUUUAAACCAAGAUGCCUUCAGUAAGAAAGGCUCAAAUUAUUCCAAGGCACUUGAUGAAAGCAGUGCGUUGACCACACUGCAGUCUAUCGUUGAAGUGCCAAACUGUAACGUGGGUGAGGAAGACUUGAUCGAAAAGCGUGUUCUGGUGCAGAAGUGGAGUCAAGUCCGCUGGAAAAAUCGUAAAGCAAUGGUUAUUUACACAAGUGGGACGACUGGGCCACCCAAGGGUGUGGUGCAAACUUUUGCAUCCUUUGAAGCGCAAGUCUCUAUGAUGUUGCAUGCAUGGGGCUGGACACCCAAUGAUGUAAUACUUCACGUGCUGCCUCUACAUCACGUCCAUGGUUUGGUGAACGUGCUGGCAUGUCCGCUAUGGUGUGGUGCAACAUGUGUAAUGAUGCCCGAGUUUAAUGUUGACAAGGUAUGGGAUAAACUCCUUGAGGAUGCUGAGCCUAGAAUUAACCUGUUCAUGGCUGUACCCACUAUCUAUGCCAAACUCAUAGAGGGUUUCGAGUCAAGGUUCAGAGGUCAUAAGGUCAGAGCAUUCAUCAAGGCCAAACUCAGGGACAGGAUCAGGUUAAUGGUGGUUGGAUCAGCAGCUUUGCCACAGCCGGUACUAGAGAAAUGGGAGAGCAUCAGUGGACAUCGUCUACUGGAACGCUACGGGAUGACAGAAUUAGGCAUGGCUUUGUCUAAUCCUCUUAACAGCGUCAGGGUUCCAGGUGCUGUUGGUAACCCGUUACCAACUGUUGAAGUCCGCAUCGUUGACAGAAAUGGAAACAUCUGUGUGAAAGGCAAUUCCAUCUGCUCCCAGGUCACACCGGGGUCAAAGGUCGUCGAGGGCGACCUUCAGGUCAGUGGGCCUGCAGUCACCAGGGAGUACUGGAACAAGCCGGAAGCGACUACGGACUCUUUUACCAAGGAUGGUUGGUUCAAAACAGGGGACACAGCAUCAUUCAAAGACGGCGUGUACCGCAUCCUGGGACGAACAUCUGUAGACAUCAUCAAAAGCGGCGGCUACAAAAUAAGUGCCUUAGAUGUGGAGCGCCACCUAUUGGCCCACAACAACAUCGCAGAGUGCGCAGUCGUAGGAGCACCUGAUGUGACGUGGGGUCAACGCGUGGCGGCCAUCGUGGUCCUGAGAAACGGCGGGGGUUUGACACUGUCAGAGUUACGGAUGUGGGCGCGGGACUUUAUGGCGCCUUACAUGAUCCCAACUGAGCUGAGGGUUGUGGAUAUCAUACCACGCAAUGCAAUGGGGAAAAUCAAUAAGAAACAGCUGCUGAAGGAUAUAUUUGAUGUGGAAUGAACAUCUCAUUGGUCAGGCCUGCGUCACUCACAGCAAUAGCCAUGGUGCCCUGUGUUUUUGUUGUGGUGCCCUUUGCAAAGUUCCAUUACAAGAGGAAAAUUCAA